AUGGGCCUGGCCAGGGCCCUGCGCCGCCUCAGCGGCGCCCUGGAGUCUGGAGACGACAGGGCAGGUGAUGAGGAGGAAGCCGGGCCGGGGCUGUGCCACAACGGGUGGGCACCAGCGCAGUCGCCGGUGGGGCGGCGCCGCGGGCGCUUCGUCAAGAAGGACGGGCACUGCAACGUGCGCUUCGUGAACCUGGGCGGCCAGGGCGCGCGCUACCUGAGCGACUUGUUCACCACGUGCGUGGACGUGCGCUGGCGCUGGAUGUGCCUGCUCUUCUCCUGCUCCUUCCUUGCCUCCUGGCUGCUCUUCGGCCUGGCCUUCUGGCUCAUCGCCUCCCUGCACGGCGACCUGACUGCCCCGCCGCCGCCCGCACCCUGCUUCUCGCAGGUGGCCAGCUUCCUGGCCGCCUUCCUCUUCGCGCUGGAGACGCAGACGUCCAUCGGCUACGGAGUGCGCAGCGUCACCGAGGAGUGCCCGGCCGCCGUGGCCGCCGUGGUGCUCCAGUGUAUCGCCGGCUGCGUGCUGGACGCCUUCGUCGUGGGCGCCGUCAUGGCCAAGAUGGCCAAGCCCAAGAAGCGCAACGAGACGCUAGUCUUCAGCGAGAACGCCGUCGUGGCGCUGCGCGACCGCCGCCUCUGCCUCAUGUGGCGCGUCGGCAACCUGCGCCGCAGCCAUCUCGUCGAGGCCCACGUGCGGGCUCAGCUGCUGCAGCCUCGAGUGACCCCGGAGGGUGAGUACAUACCUCUGGACCACCAGGAUGUGGAUGUGGGCUUUGAUGGUGGCACUGAUCGCAUCUUCCUUGUGUCUCCCAUCACCAUCGUGCAUGAGAUCGACUCCGCCAGUCCUCUGUAUGAACUAGGACGGGCUGAGCUGGCCCGGGCUGACUUUGAGCUGGUGGUCAUUCUCGAGGGCAUGGUUGAGGCCACAGCUAUGACCACACAGUGUCGCUCUUCCUACCUCCCUGGUGAGCUGCUCUGGGGCCAUCGUUUCGAGCCGGUCCUCUUCCAGCGUGGCUCCCAGUACGAGGUCGACUAUCGCCACUUCCAUCGCACUUACGAGGUUCCAGGGACACCUGUCUGUAGCGCCAAGGAGCUGGACGAACGGGCAGAGCGCGCCUCCCAGAGCCCCAAGUCUGGCUUCCCCAGCUCUCUGGCAGCAUUCUGCUAUGAGAAUGAACUUGCUCUGAGCUGCUGCCAGGAAGAAGAUGAGGAAGAGGAGGCCAUGGAGGGGGAUGCGGCAGAGGCAGAGGACAUGGCUGCCAGCCCCCGAGUUCUCACACCAACCCUGGCCCUGACCUUGCCCCCAUGACUCAAGCUGGCAUCCCUUAUUUGCACCCCUUUCCCAGAGGUAGCAAGAUGGAGAGAUUGGGCCCUCUCCUGGGGUGAGGGCAGGUGUUUCCUAAGACCAACAGGUCUGCUCAGUAAAUUAUUAGCUGGUGAUGUUCUGCCAUGCCUAGUGGACCCACCAUGAACAUACUGGAGGGACCUUAAUUCCUCUGAAUUCUGUGCUCCCUCUUGAGACCCACUUGUCAUUCCAAUUCCUGAGUCUCACUAGAGAUAAGGGACCCAGAAUUCUGGACCCCUCAAGAGGUGAGGACUGGUAAUUCUAGAUUCCUCUAGGUGGCUGGUUUUGUUUGUUAAGCAGGAUCAUGAAAUGAAGUAUAGACUGCCUCCAGGGGAAGAAGUCAGCUGUUCUCAAGAAGCAACAGAGAACCAGAAUUCAUUGGCCUGAACUGACCUUAGAUUCAAGGGACGGUUGCUUCUCGACUCAGUCGACUCCAUAGCAAAUCACUUUUUCUAGAUGACCUAAGGAGGGGAAGUUAUGGGAUGCCCCCAAGAGUUUAAGACUAUCCUGACUGACCAAUGACAAAGACUGUUGAUUGUAAGUCAAGGAAAGACUUUGUGGCUCCAGAAAACCCCAGAGUUGAGAUUCUGUGAAUCCAGAUUGGCUACAGAGGCCAGCACUGGGGGUUCUAGAGCAGCUUUGACCUGAGAGUUGGACUAUUCCAGAAACUAAUGAGUUAUGUCUCUAGAAUGCACAAAACAGUGGAGAAUCGUGGGUCUACAAGGACUAAAGUGACAGACUGGGAGUUCUUGAUAGGCAACAACUCCAGACCCACUGGUGUUAGAACAUCAAACCAAAGAGAUGCAAGGCUUUUCCAUGAUCCACAGGCUUUGUGUCUUUUUUUAAGUGCCAUUCUAGAAUAUCCAAAGGAAUCAAGAUUCUGUGACUCUAGAUUGAUCACAGUCAGGGAAGGAUUGGCAGUGAUGACAUCUGAGAUUUGCUGGUUCCAGCUUGCCCAAUGGAGUGGAGAGUAUUGAUGAGGAUAGAUGACUUCUUUGUGGUUCUGUGAUGCCAAAAGGAGUCCAGGCUCCAGGGACACAGAGUUGUCUGUUGUCAAUCUGGAAGUUCUAAUCAGCUCCUGGAAUGUGGCCGUUCGAGGAGGUGGACUUGGGACUUGACCGGCAGCAUUGCUGGGCUGACCUAGAAGAUGAGGGCCUGGGUGAGACCCUGUCGGUAACAGGGCUGGUUAUUAGGCAAGGGAAGGGAGAGGCCCAAGGCUGGUGAGUCUACAGUGCUCUGGAAUCUUC
Molecule: messenger RNA, 2588 nt
Organism: Dama dama (fallow deer)
Lineage: Eukaryota; Metazoa; Chordata; Mammalia; Artiodactyla; Cervidae
Gene: KCNJ14
Product: potassium inwardly rectifying channel subfamily J member 14
Exons: 2
Coding region: 1-1305 (434 amino acids)
Biological process (GO): regulation of monoatomic ion transmembrane transport; potassium ion import across plasma membrane
Cellular component (GO): plasma membrane
Molecular function (GO): inward rectifier potassium channel activity
Source: RefSeq, a predicted model, not a curated record